AAGCUCGCAAGCUCCUUUUUAAUUUUUUCAGCAGCGAGGCUUCCCUGGGGACCAGCAUAUCAUUACCUGUUUAAAAUUUCAUGCGCUGCGUGAUAUUUCGUGUCUCAACACUUAUACCUAACAUCUGGAGAUUGGUCUCCGUGGCACAUAUUGUAGGUUGGAGGAGCGAACCGACAUGAAUUUCGAGAAGUUCUAUCGCAUCUUAAUUUUUCUUGGUUUGAUUGAGUUCUUCCUUCAACUAUCCAUCGGGGAGUUGAAUGAAGAGAGAGAAGCGUCCAUCCUCGGGAUGAUGUUAGAAAAACACAUCUUCAGGAAGAUUACCGGAGCUGUUUUCGGUGAUGUGUGUUUGCGGGAUUGUUAUCGCGACGUCAGAUGUCAAAGCUUUAACUACGUCUUCACCCAAGAUAUGUGUGAAUUAAGCAACCGCACAAAAGAGGCUAGACCUGAAGAUUUUAUACCAAACUCUGAGAGGUACUAUUUCAGGCGAGACAAGAAUAGAGUCUCUCUCGGUUCCAUACCUGAUCUGCCCGCAAAAUCAUGUAGGGAAAUUAAUAAGAGUGAAGAAGGAACAGCAGUCAGCGGCAAAUACUGGUUGGAUUUCAGCAUACUCGAGAUACCUGUGUUGGCUUAUUGUCACAUGGAGACCGAAGUUCGAGUCCAGUCAUUUGUGACCGUUUCAAGUUCAUGCGCCAACUCUUCGACUGUUCUUUCCGGUUCGAGUGGCAUACUGUAUUCAAACAAAGCUCAGCACUACUCUAACCAUAUGAAUUGCAGUUGGAGUCUCCUUUCGGACAACAACAUUAUGCUUACAUUCUUCAAAUUCGACACUGAGUGGCGGUACGACUUCGUAAACGUGUACGAUGGCAGAUCUACAUCAUCUCCAUUGAUUGGGCGAUAUCAUGGAACCUCUCUGCCCCCAGUCGUUACAAGUUCAUCAAACCAACUCUUCAUCACUUUUACAAGUGACGUCAGCGUCAGGAAACCAGGGUUUAGGGCAAGUUACCGUGUUGUAAACGAGAUCCGCCUUAUUGGUAACACGUCAUUAACUGGGAGCGUGGAAGUUUUCGCUGACGGCCAAUGGGGAACAAUCUGUGAAGACGGCUGGGACAUUAACGACGCUCACGUGAUCUGCAGACAGCUUGGUUUCCCUUCAGCCAUUAAAGCCUUUAGCAGCGCCACGCAUGGUCAAGGAUCAGGUCAGAUAUGGAUUCAUAGUUUGGAAUGCACAGGGAAUGAAUCUCAUAUCUACGAGUGCAGCCAUAACGAUUACAAUUGUGAUCACUCUGGGGAUGCCAGCGUAGAGUGUUCCUCUAUCAUUCCUUGAUGGCAUGAGUUGCACUGACACAUAAUACUAAAGGGCUACAUAAUAGAAAGUCCUCAGUAGAUAGGAGGUUAGCCUUUGUCUUUAGAGAUUUAGCAAUAUCAUUAUGUGGAACACAUUUUAAAUCGGAAAAAAUUGAACAUUUGCAGGAUGAUUCCAAUAUGAACGAACUUUCU
Molecule: messenger RNA, 1497 nt
Organism: Pocillopora verrucosa
Lineage: Eukaryota; Metazoa; Cnidaria; Anthozoa; Scleractinia; Pocilloporidae
Product: deleted in malignant brain tumors 1 protein-like
Cellular component (GO): membrane
Source: RefSeq, a predicted model, not a curated record